Molecule: messenger RNA, 1287 nt
Organism: Arachis stenosperma
Lineage: Eukaryota; Viridiplantae; Streptophyta; Magnoliopsida; Fabales; Fabaceae
Exons: 7
Coding region: 20-1201 (393 amino acids)
Biological process (GO): chloroplast fission
Source: RefSeq, a predicted model, not a curated record
GUUUUGCUAUCAAAUUCCAAUGGCUUCCAUUCAGUGCUCAGUUUCAGUUGCUUCAGUUCCCAAACUCUCCAACCUCAGCACCACCAUUAGACCCUUUUCGGUUAACCUCAUUCCACCAAACCCUAAACCAAAGUGUGUCUUUAGAUGCAGAGCCUCCUCUCCAACGCUCGGAGAUGCUGCAAUGAGCGUCGACAAUCUCCGGCGCUUUAUUGACCUUAACAUCGGAAAUUGGAACGGCUCUUUCUAUCAAUUUGAUUCUUGUGGGAAUUUGUUGCAACAACUGACUACCAAGCUUGCUGCCAGCUCUUACGGGGAGGAUGAGCUUAUGAGCCUCAUUCAAACACUAUAUAUUAAACAGCCAUCAUCCAGUACUUCAAUUUGUGAAGACGACAAUGACGAUGAGACAGAAUGGGGAGAAUACAAAAUCAAGGAAACCAAUAUGUUUACUGUUGAUAAAUAUCAACAAAUAGGCUUCUUCCCAUCAGAAAAAGCAUAUGCACUGCGGUAUCAAACAGCUGGCAUGCUGGAAGCAGUACUAAGGCAAGGAGUGCUUGGAGAAGAUGACACCGGGGAAGAAUCACCAAAAAAUCUCAAGAUUCCCUCGCGCCGACCUUCGGUUGUAUGUGAGAAUUGCCUGUAUUCUCUAGAGAGAGAUAUGCGAGCAAGAGCGUUUCACAUUUUGGAGCCAAAAGGCACUAUAGACAUGCUUAUUGUCUUCCUAGAGGAAAGAAGUGAUGGUUCUCCUCCUUUACUUGACUGCACUAAGGAUGGGAAGGAUAAGUUUGUACCCUUUCUUGGUAAAUGGAAAGGUCAUUCUGUCACAAAACGAAGCGGUGUAUAUGGAUCUACAAUUGCUGAAGCCAAUACAGUUGUGUUACAUGAAAUAGCCGACAAUGGCCAACUUAUUCAGGAUGUUACUUCAACAUCUGAAGGGAAAGAUGUUACCACCAAUGUGCAUUGGACCGGAACAAUAUCGGAUAAUUUGGUUACAUUUGAUGGUGGUUACCAAAUGAUAUUGUUGCCAGGUGGCAUGUACAUGGGGUGCCCUUGUGACGUGGCGAAAAGUGUGGCGGAGUCAAAGUCUUUCCAUUUAGAGUUCUGUUGGUUGGAGACACCUAACAAGAGGCAAAGAUUGGUUCGCACUUAUGAUGUUCAAGGCUUGGCUGUCUCAUCUACUUAUUUUUCUGAGACUAAAUUGUGAAUGAUCAAUCUGCUUCACUUCUCUGUGCUUUUUGUAGUUGAUGAUCAUGAAGAGAAACCUAUGUAAUGUAAUGCUAAAAUUUGUUA